Molecule: messenger RNA, 2111 nt
Organism: Octopus bimaculoides (California two-spot octopus)
Lineage: Eukaryota; Metazoa; Mollusca; Cephalopoda; Octopoda; Octopodidae
Product: protein cornichon homolog 4
Biological process (GO): vesicle-mediated transport
Source: RefSeq, a predicted model, not a curated record
UUCAAGCUUUCAUUUGAAAUCUCGCUCGUCUGCGUGAUUUCGGACCAAAUUGACAAAAUGGUGGCGGACUCGCUUGUUUUUAUCUUUGCUCUCAUCGAUGACGCUCUUUUACUCUCGUUAACAGUUUAUUUUGUUAUCACACUCUCAGAUUUAGAAUGUGAUUAUUUAAAUGCAAGAUCGUGUUGUGGAAAAUUAAACAAGUGGGUGUUACCAGAAAUAGUUGCCCAUGGUUUGGUAUCAUUCAGUUUAAUAAUCUCUGGCCACUGGAUUUUAUUUUGUCUCUAUUCUGCAAUGACUGCUUGGGUGAUUUACACAUUUGUUUGCAUACCUUCUGGAAAUAUUGGAAUGUAUGAUCCAGCCGAAAUUCACAACAGACAGCAACUUAAGAACUGCAUGAGAGAAUGUCUUAUAAAAUUAGUGUUUCAUUUAGUUUUCUUUUUCGUCUUCCUGUAUAACAUGAUACUUUCACUCUUAACUGGAGAACCUGAAAUUGCUUGAACUACAUGAGACAGCAGUGGCAUUAACUUGUACAACAGAGGCUCCUGAUAAACUCCCGUAAAUUAUGUCUAGAUGUCUCCCUCUCACUAUCUUCCAACUAUCCUUGUUAGUGUCAUCUGGUUACAAUGGUUCUGUUGGCUGAUUUGCUUAAAUUCUUAUUUUGGUGUAUGUAUGAUACAGCUAUGAUCUUUUUUUUCGUAUUCUGCUCUCAGCAAUCUGAAGAAUUUUAGUCACUGUUUUGUACCGUGGGUAAAAUUCUUAAGAUUCUUCUUUACUUAAGAAAGAUGACUUGUCAUUUUUAUGUGACAACUUGAUUAUUAGCCAAGCGUAUUGGUAACUGACAGGACAACAGACAUCUUGAUAAAUGCUGUAUAUCACACCCACUUUGAUUCUCCGUUUAUUUCAUAAGUCACCAAUGCAGGAUGACUGUACAUUUCUGAUCCUUAUAUGCCAUGCACCAAGUGGAAUUUAUUAAAUAAUUCUUCAGGAAUGCAUAGAGACGUUUUAGUGCAAUAUUAUUCCAGAUAUGUAGUUUAUGGGAUUAAUCUCUUUUUGUUCCAAUGUUCAUGUUUACAAUUAUUUUACAAUCACUCCAACUUUACCUUCAGUUGACUCAAACUGUUGUUAAGAGUACAAUUUUUUGAAUUAUUUAGGAAUUUAUCAAGAAAUAUUUUUUGAAUUUGUUUCAAAUUAGCUCCAUUCAAAGACUGACAUUAUUGAAGCUAAGAGAACAUUUACUGAAUUUUGUUUCAGUUAAUCUCGCUUUUAAAAUUAAAAGCAAAAUAUUUUGAAAAUGAACAAAAAAGAUUUUCACAAGUACAAUUUUGUAGGGCACUUUAAAUUUAUUUUGAUAUAUUUUUAUUAUUAAUGGUUAUUAAGUUGUUUAUCCAAAUUGAUCGUCUAUAAGACUAAAUUUAUAAAAAUUAAUUCUUUUUAACCACCAAAAAAAAUUACAAAUUUUUUUUUUUUGUGCUUAAGAAAAGAAUGUAGAAAUACAUUUCAGAGUUAAUUGUUAAAUAUGCAAAUCAAUUGAUAAGGAUAGCAGUCUAAUCAAUAAAUUUAGAAGUUUGUAAAUCAUUAGAUAAGGAUAGCAGCCUAAUUAAUAUUUGGGGAGUUAAUUAUUUAUUAAAUAUGCAAAUUAGUCAGUAAUGGUAGCAGUGUAAUUAAUAUUUUCAUCACUCUGCUCAACCUUCCAAAUAGCUAUUUGCUGCUUUUCCCUAUCACUUAGUGUUGUAAUCUUUUAAAAAGUAUACUUCACACUCUCUAACAUUAUUUAUAAAGGAAAUAUAGCUUACUUUUCAGGAAAAUAUAUAAACUAUUAUGUUGUGUAAAUAAGUCUAUAAUUUCUCCUCUGAUGAACUCUGAAGUAAAAUCCAAUGCUUUUAAAUAGUAUUGACAACUGCUCAAUGGUCACAACACAUUACUAAACUUCUUUCAGUACACUUGUUUCUGCAUCACCUUUUUCACCUGUAAUUAUUGGAUAUCUGUCCCACCGAUUGGAAAUUAAUGCUUUUUAUCCUUGACUGCUGUUCAAAGGUUAUCUGACAGUGUCACAUAAAUGAGCCAUGGAAUAAAAUAUCACUAUUUUUCACUAAAUAAAUAUUUGUAUCAUU